AUGCACGGAGAGACAUGCACCGAGACGACGCCUCUCCGUCGAGACUUUGGCGAAGCAGGGAGGUCUUUUGAAGACUAUGGCGGGAAGGGCGACGCUUCUGUCUCUUCCCUAUCAACUCCAACCUCAUGGAUAUACGAGGUCAAGCUCAUCAUCAGGGAUGCCGCACCUCUUAUCGUGACCUUUUUCCUCCAAUACUCCAUUGAUGCAUCGAGCGUCAUUGCUGCUGGUCGACUCGGCACGACUGAGCUCGGGGCCGUUUCUCUGGCCAAUAUGUCAGCCACCAUCACCUGCUUUGGCGUCUACGUCGGCCUCGCCACCAGUCUCGAUACCCUCUGCGCCCAAGCCUAUGGAUCGGGCGAAAAGCACCUCGUGGGCAUCUACUGCCAACGCGUCACCUUCUUCCUCAUGUGUUUGGGGAUCCCCAUUGCAACCCUCUGGUACUUUUCCCUCGGAAUCCUCCUGCGUAUCUUCCCGGACCCCGAAGCGGCACGUCUCUGUGCGUUAUAUCUGAGAUGGCUGAUUCUUGCCAUUCCGGGCUAUGGUGUGUUUGAAGCCGGCRAGAGAUUUCUGCAAGCACAGGGACUAUUUCGAGCCACGACAUAUGUUCUACUGGUUGGCGCGCCGCUCCAUGCGCUGGUCAUGUGGAUACUCAUCUGGAAGCUGGAGUUGGGUUUCAUCGGGGCACCGAUUGCUGUUGCCAUCACCAGGACCGUGUUGCCCAGCCUGCUCGUACUGUAUGUCAUAUUUGUCGACGGUAAACAGUGUUGGGGAGGCUUCAGCCGGCGGGCGUUUAUGAACCUCGGAAGUAUGAUCGGGUUGGCGGUGCCUGGUAUGAUACUGAUCUUGGCCGAGUGGCUCGCGUUUGAACUCCUGACCAUCCUGUCAACGCGGAUGGGAACCAAGUUUCUGGCGGCGCAGAGUAUCAUGAUCACCCUCGUAUCGCUCUCAUAUGAAUUCCCCUUCCCGAUCUCCAUUGCUGCCUCAACUAGAGUGGCGAAUUUGAUUGGGGGAGGAAAGCCCGAUAAUGCCAAGGUGGCAGCGAAAGUGUCUAUACUCAUCUGCGGCGUGCCCAGCGCUCUGAGUUUCCUCCUCUACUCUACGCUGGGACGGUGGAUCCCUCGUAUCUUCACCCAAGACGAGGUGGUAGUGGAACUCGUGGCCAACACCCUACCGGUGGUGGGGCUGCUGGUAUUUCUGGAUGGAGUGGCAAGUGCCGCCCACGGAUUGUUGCGGGGUGUAGGGAAGCAGGCAAUCGGAGGACCGGUCAAUCUUGUCGCCUACUAUGCCCUUUCAUUACCCCUUUCCAUCGGACUCGCGUUUGGAUUGCACUGGGACCUAUCAGGUCUGUGGCUAGGAACUGCUAUUGGACAACUCGUUGUCGUUAUCAUUGAAUUCGCCUACUUGUCGUACUUGGACUGGGACAAAUGUGUUGACGAGGCCAAGUAUCGAAGUAGUCUAGGCUAA
Messenger RNA from Ramularia collo-cygni, 1464 nucleotides. Its product is annotated as related to ethionine resistance protein. Gene Ontology annotation, biological process: xenobiotic detoxification by transmembrane export across the plasma membrane. The transcript is spliced from 2 exons. Lineage: Eukaryota; Fungi; Ascomycota; Dothideomycetes; Mycosphaerellales; Mycosphaerellaceae. Bases 1 to 1464 code for a protein of 487 amino acids. The record is from RefSeq and is a predicted model, not a curated record. Gene Ontology annotation, molecular function: xenobiotic transmembrane transporter activity; antiporter activity. Gene Ontology annotation, cellular component: membrane.